AUGUCUAAACCCGCUGACGUGUCAUUCUUCCUCCUCCUCCUCCUGGUCCUCUGCGGCCAGGCCCACGGAGGCCGUGUGCUCCUUUCCGACUUCAUCCCAUCCAAGUCGCCCGAUCUUAUCUCCGAUGGAGUCCACCACCGGUCUCACUCCUUCGCGCCCUACCUCGCUCUCAACAACUCCUUCUCGGCGGCGGACUCCACCUGCGACCAGACCUACGGGUUCUUGCCCUGCACCACCACCGUGAUCGGGAACCUAUUCCUGAUUCUGGUAUACGGCUACCUGAUGUACUUGGCCGCCACCUACCUCUCCCAUGGCAGCGAGCUCCUGCUCGAGAUUCUCGGCCCCGGUAUCAUCGGAGGCUUGUUCCUCCCCAUCCUCGGCGCCCUUCCUGACGCCAUGCUCAUUCUCGUAUCCGGACUUUCUGGAACUACGGAAACUGCUCAAAGUCAGGUCUCUGUUGGAAUGGGCUUGCUAGCUGGUUCUACUGUAAUGCUUAUUUCAGUAAUAUGGGGUUCCUGUGUUUUCGUCGGCAAGUGUGACAUUGAGGAAUCGGUUGCCAUAGAUAACAGAGAUACAAAAGGGUUUAGCAUUACUGGUUCUGGUGUCAGUACUGAUAUCUGGACAACCUAUGCUGCAAUGAUUAUGAUUGUAUCCGUCAUCCCAUUUCUUAUUGUGCAAUUACCGCAGCUCCUUGAUUCCACUUCUGCUAGACGCCUUGCAGUUCUGAUUUCACUCAUUGUCUCUGUCGCGCUUUUGCUUUCCUAUUGCCUUUAUCAGGUGUUUCAGCCUUGGAUCCAGAGGAGGAAAAUUGCUUAUGCAAAGCACAAGCAUGUUAUAUCAGGAGUCUUACAACAUCUGAAGAAGCAUGCAUUGGGAAAGCUUCUUAAUGAUGAGGGUGAACCUGAUGAAGAAACUAUCAAAACGUUGUUUGAUACAAUUGAUGCGGAUAAGAAUGAGUUUCUUUCAGCUUCCGAAUUAAAAGCACUAAUUGUAGGAAUCCGGUUUGAUGAAAUACAGUUUGAUAACAAUGAUGCUGUAGCUAAACUGAUGAGUGAUUUUGACACUUCUCAUGAUUCCCAAAUCAGUUUUACUGAGUUCUAUGCUGGUAUCUCAAAAUGGCUCAAUGAGGCAAAGCGUCAUGGAGAUACCAGUACUGACUCUGGUAAUCAUACAAUGAAGUUUUUAACAGACUUUCACAAGCAAACAAAAGAAGAGCACGCUCUUUUGGGGGCGAAUGGCCAAAGUGAUGAGGUUGUCGAGGGUGUUGAGAGUGUUAAGUGGACCUCCAUCAAAGCAGGAUUAAUGUUGUUGGUAGGAACUCUGAUUGCAGCUGCAUUUGCAGAUCCCUUGGUAGAUGCUGUUGAUGAUUUCUCCGAUGCCACAAGCAUUCCAACUUUCUUCAUCUCAUUCAUUGCACUACCUCUGGCUACUAAUUCUAGUGAGGCUGUAUCUGCUAUUAUCUUUGCCAGCCGCAAAAAGAUGAGGACUGCCUCGUUAACAUUUUCUGAGUUGUACGGUGCAGUAACCAUGAAUAACCUGCUCUGCCUAGCAGUAUUUUUGGCUCUGGUUUACAUUAGAGGAUUAACGUGGGAUUUCUCAGCCGAAGUCCUGGUGAUUCUCAUCGUUUGCAUUGUAAUGGGUCUUCUAGGCAGUUUCCGCACUGUCUUCCCUCUUUGGACGUCUUCAAUUGCUUUCCUACUUUACCCAUUCUCCCUGGCACUGGUUUACGUCCUUGACUAUGUUGUUGGCUGGUCAUAGACGCAUGAGGUCAUACGAAUUCAUUUGAGUACUCUUACUCGUGUAUGAAUUGAAAUGUUUUCCCGUUUUCAAUUUUCUUAUGGUUUGUAUGAUUUCUGAUAAUGUUCUAGUGAGUACGCCUGUUACUUUUUCAUUAGAAACUUGGGAUUUGUUCAGGCACUUGUAUUUUGAGCCAAUUUUCUGUGUGUAAGCAAAACCCUAAUAUAUUAUUGCAGUUUUAGCAUCUA
Molecule: messenger RNA, 1985 nt
Organism: Pyrus x bretschneideri (Chinese white pear)
Lineage: Eukaryota; Viridiplantae; Streptophyta; Magnoliopsida; Rosales; Rosaceae
Product: sodium/calcium exchanger NCL
Exons: 7
Coding region: 1-1758 (585 amino acids)
Biological process (GO): calcium ion transmembrane transport; intracellular calcium ion homeostasis
Cellular component (GO): membrane
Molecular function (GO): calcium:proton antiporter activity; calcium ion binding
Source: RefSeq, a predicted model, not a curated record